Molecule: messenger RNA, 1956 nt
Organism: Dothidotthia symphoricarpi CBS 119687
Lineage: Eukaryota; Fungi; Ascomycota; Dothideomycetes; Pleosporales; Dothidotthiaceae
Exons: 2
Coding region: 1-1956 (651 amino acids)
Biological process (GO): maturation of SSU-rRNA from tricistronic rRNA transcript (SSU-rRNA, 5.8S rRNA, LSU-rRNA)
Cellular component (GO): nucleolus; small-subunit processome
Source: RefSeq, a predicted model, not a curated record
AUGGCCAAGAAGCGGAAGGCCGGUGGUCGCGCAUAUGGCGAGCCCAAGGCGCCAAAAGAAGAAGAUUCGAAACUCGCCAUCAACAGCUGGGAGGAUGUCGCCGACUCGGGCGAUGAGUUCCAAAUCAACCGCGACAAGAUACUGCUGGACGAGGGGCCAGCUGCCAAGAAACUGAGGAAGUGGCAGGAGGAAGACAAAUUUCUGCAAGCAUCCGACGAGGAAAUUCUCGACAACGGCGCCGACUCGGACGAUAACGAGGACAAUUUUGACGAUGAUGCCGACUCGGACGACCUUGAAGCCGACGACGACAAGCCAGCCGCCGACGACGAAGACGAGGAUGUUGGUGGAUGGGGCGCCUCGAGGAAAGACUACUACAAUGCAGACGCCAUAGAGACGGAGCAGGAUGCGCUUGACGAGGAGACGGAAGCGCGUCGGAUACAGAAGAAGCAGCUACAGGCCAUGACAGAGGCAGACUUUGGCUUUGACGAGGACGAGUGGAUGGGGCAAGAAGGCGAGGAUGCAGAGUUGGGCGCCGUCGUCACAGAAGUCCUUCCACAGCUGCAGAUUACGGAUAGCAUGUCCGAGGAGGAGAAGCUCAAGAUUAUGAGGACGCGCUACCCCGAGUUCGAUCUUUUUUCCCGCGAAUACAUGCGUCUGCAACCGCUACACGACGAGUUGGCGGCUGCUGCCAACGCCGCUGAACGAUUACUUAAGUCACGCGCAGCCAAGUCAGGCAAAGCGGAUGGAGAAGGCCAUGCUACGCCCAUGGCAAUCACCAAGUACCGAGCCUGCGCAGCCUAUCUUGCUGCACUGGCGAUGUACUUUGCUAUACUUGGGUCGACAGCAAAGGACGACGGCUCUUCAGUCAUAGCACUUGACCCCGUAGAGCUGCAUCAACAUCCCGUUAUGGAGAGCAUACUCGAGUGCCGAACCUUGUGGUCAAGAAUCGAAAGUCUGCCAGUCGCAGAUCCCAUGGUGGAUGCCUCCAACGGCGACGAGCUCUCAGUCACUGGGGAAGCAAGUUUUGCCUCGGACGACGAACUUGACACUGUCGUGGUAGAAAAGAAGGCCAAGAACCAGAGGAAGAGCAAGGCAGAGCGCGCAGCUGAAAUCGCCAAAGCAGAAGCAGAAACCCGUCGCGCCAAGAAACUGGCAAAGACCGAAGAAGGACUCGCAUCCCUUGCAGCGCUGACAGAUAAGACUGCCCUGAAAAAGGCAUCCAAAAAGAAGAAGCCCGCAUCCGACAAGCUCAACCUCCUCAACGCAGACGAUUCCGACUUUGGCGAGGAAACAACGCUCACCGCACACGAACUCGCCGAAAAAGCCCGCAAGAAGAAGUCCCUCCGCUUCUACACCUCCCAAAUCACACAAAAGGCCAACAAGCGCGACGCAGCCGGCAAAGACUACGGCGGCGAUGCCGACAUCCCACAUCGCGAGCGCCUCAAGGACCGCCAGGCGCGUCUCCAAGCCGAAGCCGAAAAGCGCGGGCAGCACAAAGAUGCCGGGCCCGGCGUCGCCCUCGGCGAAGACGCAGGCGACGAUUCAGGCGCCGAGUCCCCACCGCCUCGCGACGAAGACUACGCUGACGAAGACGGCUACUACGACAUGAUCGCCGCGCGCUCCAACACGAAGAAAGCAGCGAAAUCCGAGCGCGCGACCGCCUACGCUCUCGCCGCCAAAGAAGGCGCGCAGGUCGUCGAGGAGGAAGUCAUCGGCGACGACGGCCGCAGGAUGAUCACCUACCAGAUUGCUAAGAACAAGGGCUUGACGCCGCACAGGAAGAAGAGCGUCAGGAACCCGCGUGUCAAGAAGAAGGAGAAGUACAAGGAGAAGCAGAAGAAGCUUAAGAGUAUGAUGCCCGUGUUUGACAAGGCGAAGAGCGCGGCUGGGGGCGCGAACUAUGGCGGUGAACUUACGGGUAUUAAGAAGGGGUUGGUUAGGUCGAGAAAGUUGUAG